AGCCGGCAGAGGAGGGAGGGUCCUGCGACCGGAAGCCGGAAGCGGGUUUGUGAAUACGUGUUCCGAGGAAGCCAGAGCGGACCCGGCGGGGCCGGCAACAUGGAGCCGUUGUACCAGCAAACACACAAGCAGGUCCACGAGAUCCAGUCUCACAUGGGACGCCUGGAGACGGCAGACAAGCAGUCUCUGCACUUAGUAGAAAACGAAAUCCAAGCAAGCUUAGACCAGAUAUUCAUCCAUCUAGAGCGCCUGGAGAUUUUGUCCAGCAAGGAGCCCCCUAACAAAAGACAAAAUGCCAAACUUCGUGUCGACCAGUUAAAGUAUGAUGUCCAGCACCUGCAGACUGCUCUCAGAAACUUCCAGCAUCGGCGAUAUACAAGGGAACAGCAGGAGAGACAGCGAGAGGAGCUUCUGUCUCGCACCUUCACCACUAACGACUCUGACACCACCAUACCAAUGGAUGAAUCACUGCAGUUUAACUCCUCCCUCCAGAAAGUUCACCAUGGCAUGGAUGACCUCAUUGGAGGCGGACACAGUAUUCUGGACGGACUGAGGGCCCAGAGACUGACCUUGAAGGGGACUCAGAAGAAGAUCCUUGACAUUGCCAACAUGCUGGGCUUGUCCAACACAGUGAUGCGCCUCAUUGAGAAGCGGGCUUUCCAGGACAAGUACUUUAUGAUCGGGGGGAUGCUGCUCACCUGUGUGGUCAUGUUCCUUGUGGUGCAGUAUCUGACAUGAGCCAGCCAAGCCCGGCGGCUGAACAGCGUUCCCACCGCGUGAGAGUGUGAGUGAGUGAGUGAGUGUGCGCGAAAGAGAGAGGGGGACCUGAACGCCGCCCUUUGAAAUGUAUGCUCGUCUUAACUGUGAAGACCACUCAGAAGUAAUUGUGAUCUGCAACCUGGUGGGAGUUUCAGACCUGCUCUGUUUCUUGUGACAACUUGGAGGGGAAACUCGUGCUACCAAGAUGUGCGGCGCUUAGGAAAUGAACCAAGUACCUGUUCUCUCUCUCUCUCUCUCACUCACUUGGGGAGGAGCUGAUGUGAGGGAAAGGGGAGGAAAAGAGUGGUUUUGGUGGUUUUGCCUGCGUAGCUGAUACGUGCCGGGAAGGCUUUCACAGUGAGCUCGCGGACAGGGCUGCCCACCUUUGUAUGCUCCGGCCUUUCUGGCUCCUAAUAGGUAGGCCGGAGCACAAGCAGGGAGGAGGGGCAAGGGGCCUUCUUUUCCUGCACCCAUUCUAGUAGGUGGAGUCACAUGCUCUUGCUACUAGCUCCACCCCACUCCCCGACACCCGCCCCAAAACGACAUGCAGAUAAGUGACUGCUAAUACUUGUCGUCCUUCCCCCGGAAGCAGCUACCUAGAGGAAACAGAGGCAUUGGCGCUGUUGCUGACACGAGUAAGAUUUUCCACAUUAUAGUUGUUGGGUGUUUCUCCUUUCUAAAGUGAGGCCACUGUUACUCCCUGGGAGUGGUCAGUCUUGAAACUGAAGACCCUAGUCACCGAUUUUUUUUUUCAGUAGUUAGUAGAAUGGUUGCCUUUUAAAGUUCCAAGACUGCAGCCCAGUGCCCAUGCCCAGGCUUUGCUGGGCCUUAGCCCUUUAGAAAGCAGCUGUGGGCUAAGGUUACUGAUUUGUCUAUUAUAGUCGCUAGGUUUGGCAUCUCUAAUUCAUAAUUGAUUCUCUUCCCUUCUUAGAAAUACAUUAGCAACUGCUAGCCGAGCCUCCAUUCUGCCUAGCCAGAGUGGGCAGAUGCCACCCUAGAGAUGUCCCUGGUAUGUUUGUCCUUGUAAGACUCCUGUUUUCAGGGACCAGGGCCUUUUUCCUUUUCUGACCAACCCUGAAUUAAGGCUGUACCACUACCCAGGGAAUUCUGGAAUUUAUUUUAAAGCCAUUCUGUUUAAUGAGACUAAUCUCUGAAAGUACCAGAAAGAACUGGUUAGCGUAUGUGUUCAUCUGUCACAGGCCCUACCAGCUCUAGUCUCCGUAGUCUCAUGGCAAGACAUAAAUAACGCUCAGAAUUUCCCAGAAGAACUGAAACCUGGUCAGUGUUAACCCCACCUUUGGUUUUCUUGCCCUGUGUACUUCCUAUCUUUGUUUCUUGUCAUUUGGACUGUCUUCCGUCAUCUUCCCCUUUUCUGUAGGUGUUCUCUUCCUCCUCCCUUACUUACCUCCCACCUGUUUCUGAAGCAGUGUUGGUCUUUUCAGGCACAUCUGUCGCAUAGAUCCCUUUUGGGGAAAUGUUUCUUACUUGUCACAGAUUUUUAACAUAUGUUUCCUGGGUACUGAUCUCACACUUUUGGUGGGAUCUCCAUUGCUCCAAACCCUCUGGGCCAAACAGGGGCCCUGGGUUUUCAAGGAAAGGGGAAUCUAUGACCCCUUCAUAAAAGGAUUGAGGGCCCUGCCAGAGUGAAAACUGGCCUAGUUAGUGGACAGAGGGAGGGGUUGAGGCUUUGACUUUGGGGAGGCCCAGUUUGAAAUUGCUCUCACCACCCCUGCCAUCCCAGGGACCCAGCACAGUUCUCUUGGCAAUCCAUAAACUGAGUUUUUAAACUGCAUGGUCUUGGCUCUGAGCCCGGGCAUCUGCAAUCCAGCCAGACCACGCACUUGGAAGAUGAUGUACAAGGAGCAGCUAAGCCAUUUGGACUUGAACUCUGGGGAGGCAGAAGCUCCUCCGUCCCUCUGCCCUCUAUUGGGUGAUGUGACAUCUAUUUGUAAUGUACAUCAGUGUAUUUCCACACCUGCCUUUGUAGUGAUUGCUGAUCUUGAUGAACCAGAAGUAAGGCUUCCCUUCCUGCUGUACCUUCAGAGCCAUUCUCCCUACUUUGUAAUAAAAAUUGAGGAGGCAGUUUUGCAGAUGUUUAUCACCCGGGACUAAGGAACAGCAGCCACAGUAUGUCUGGAGACGCUGGAACACUGAGAGCUCGUUUCAUCAUGUGAUUGCCUUCGCUCACACGUCGGCUUUCACGGCCCCAGGAGAAGCACACUUUGGCCUGUCGCCGCUGUCCUCAGAGUAUAGGGAAAGGGCCAAGACCAGGGCAGGAGCACCAUCUAGUGGAGUCGGGGUGGUACGGGAACUUCUGGGAGCAGCCUCUGCGGCCUUGUACAGGAAUUCGGUGUGCCUGUUGUGGUUUAAGGCAGGUGGGUUGUCAAGGAACUUGGGAAUAUCUCCAUUCCGUGGACCUUUACUCCAGGUGUGACCACCGUAAGCCAAACUCAGACCAAGUACGUUGGAGAGUCUUGAUUUUAUAGACGGCUUCACUGCCGGGUUUUUUCCUUAGUUCUUUGCCCUAACGAAUUUAAAUAGGUUUGACUCACAAAUUUGGCUUCACACUCACUGUGUUUGAAACACAUCCAUUG
Vicugna pacos (alpaca) is the source of this 3353-nucleotide messenger RNA. It is a transcript of the gene GOSR2, whose product is annotated as golgi SNAP receptor complex member 2. The record is from RefSeq and is a predicted model, not a curated record. Gene Ontology annotation, biological process: intra-Golgi vesicle-mediated transport; vesicle fusion. NCBI's taxonomy places the organism in Eukaryota, Metazoa, Chordata, Mammalia, Artiodactyla, Camelidae. Gene Ontology annotation, molecular function: SNARE binding; SNAP receptor activity. Gene Ontology annotation, cellular component: Golgi apparatus; endoplasmic reticulum membrane; late endosome membrane.